UUUUAUAAAGUGGGAGUUAAUUAGAGGCUCUUUAUUUCUACUAAACAUGCGUUAGCUGCUAAAAACAAACAUUCUCAGUCUCUGCCAUGGCAGUACAAGAGCAACCUAUUGAUAGUUCAUAUGAUGAUGACGGCAAGCCACUAAGAACUGGAACUUUAUGGAGCUGUAUAGCGCACAUAAUCACUGCUGUGAUAGGUUCUGGAGUUCUUUCUUUAGCUUGGAGUACAGCUCAGCUCGGAUGGAUCGCCGGCCCGAUUUCAUUGCUUUGUUUCGCAAUUGUCACUUACAUUUCUGCAUUUCUGCUGUCGGAUUGUUACCGGUCACCUGAUCCGGUGACCGGAACGCGAAACUACUCUUACAUGGAUGCUGUUAGAGUUAACUUGGGUAAUACGCAGACAUGGUUUUGUGGGUUGCUUCAGUAUUUAAGCAUGUUUGGGACUGCUAUUGCCUAUGUUAUUACUACUGCUACCAGCAUGAGAGCAAUUCAAAGGUCAAAUUGUUAUCAUAAGGAAGGGCAUAAAGCUGCAUGUUCAUACGAGGAUACAUUGUUUAUGCUUGCGUUUGGACUAGUGCAAAUAGUAGUGUCACAAAUCCCAAAUUUUCAUAACAUGGAAUGGCUCUCAGUUAUUGCAGCAAUCAUGUCCUUCACUUACUCAUUUAUCGGAUUUGGACUUGGCUUUGCUAAAGUAUUAGAAAAUGGGACGAUAAAGGGGAGCAUAAGAGGAGUUCCAGCUGCUAAUACUGCUGAUAAAUUAUGGCUAGCAUUUGAAGCACUAGGUGACAUUGCUUUUGCAUAUCCAUACUCACUUAUUCUUCUUGAAAUUCAGGAUACAUUGAAGUCAAAACCAGCAGAGAACAAAACCAUGAAGAAGGGAUCAAUGAUUGCAAUAUUUAUUACAACAUUUUUUUACUUGUGCUGUGGAUGCUUCGGAUAUGCAGCAUUUGGGAACGAGACACCAGGAAAUUUAUUGACAGGAUUUGGAUUUUUUGAACCUUUUUGGCUCAUUGAUUUAGCUAAUGCUUGCAUUGUUCUUCAUUUAAUUGGAGGAUAUCAGAUAUACAGCCAACCCGUAUUUGCAUUUGUGGAGCGUUGGCUCGGCAAGAAAUAUCCAAGAAGUAGAUUAAUAAAUAAAUUUUACACCAUCAAACUCCCAUUAUUACCUCCUCUGCAACUCAACAUUCUGAGGCUAUGUUUCAGAACAGCUUACGUGGCAGCCACGACAGCAGCUGCCAUGGCAUUUCCUUACUUUAACAGUGUUUUGGGAGUUUUGGGAGCACUGAAUUUUUGGCCUUUGGCCAUUUAUUUUCCGGUGGAAAUGUAUUUUGUGCAGAAGAAAAUUGGAGCUUGGACAAGAAAAUGGAUUGUUCUUAGGAUUUUUAGCUUUAUUUGUUUGCUUGUCACUAUUUUGGGAUUAAUUGGGUCAAUUGAAGGGCUUAUUAGUGCCAAAAUUGGCUAAUUGGAUAGAUUUUGUGAUGCUAAAUUAUUUGUGGGCUAUUAUUAGAAUAUUGUUAAUUAGGUGAAUGUGUACUUGAAAUUCAAUUUGAAGUUGAAAUAGUGUGAAGCUCUAAUAAUAGAUUGUAA
Mercurialis annua (annual mercury) is the source of this 1582-nucleotide messenger RNA. Its product is annotated as probable amino acid permease 7. The record is from RefSeq and is a predicted model, not a curated record. Bases 87 to 1457 code for a protein of 456 amino acids. Gene Ontology annotation, cellular component: plasma membrane. NCBI's taxonomy places the organism in Eukaryota, Viridiplantae, Streptophyta, Magnoliopsida, Malpighiales, Euphorbiaceae. The transcript is spliced from 6 exons.